Petromyzon marinus (sea lamprey) is the source of this 3368-nucleotide messenger RNA. RefSeq names its product activin A receptor type 1 (gene ACVR1). Gene Ontology annotation, molecular function: transmembrane receptor protein serine/threonine kinase activity; ATP binding. Gene Ontology annotation, cellular component: BMP receptor complex; plasma membrane. NCBI's taxonomy places the organism in Eukaryota, Metazoa, Chordata, Hyperoartia, Petromyzontiformes, Petromyzontidae. Gene Ontology annotation, biological process: transforming growth factor beta receptor signaling pathway; protein phosphorylation; cellular response to growth factor stimulus. The record is from RefSeq and is a predicted model, not a curated record.
GGGGGGCGGCGUCACCGCUCCCGAGGCCGGGAAGGACCCCGGCUCAGUGAGCGCCGCGCGGUCCAUGGCGAGAGGCGACGCAGCUACCCGGCUCCCUCCUCCAUCGUCUGCCCGGCGACCCUUCUAAGUGCAGUCAGUUGUGAUGAUGAUGGCACUGGCUGUGACGCUGUUUGGUGCCCUUAUUGCUUUGGCCGGAUCUGCAACCUCUCUUCCCAGGAGAGAUUUGCGCAGUUCCAGGUCGGCGGCGGCGGCGGCGGCGGCGGCGGCAGCUGUGCCCGCCCCGGCGACUUACGAGUGCGCGUGCGAGGGCAUGUCCUGCGACGACCUGGACCGGUGUCACGGCCACCACUGCUUCACCUCGGUCAACCUGGAAGACGGCGUGCCGGUGCUUCAGAAGGGCUGCUUCCGCGCCAACGUGCAGGGCAAGCUGACGUGCCGCACGCCGCCCAGUUCGGAGCAAGCCAUCGAGUGCUGCCGUGGCCACCUGUGUAACUUCAACUCCACCGUCGCCCUGGAACCAAAGCCCAAACCGACAGAAGAUCCCAACGCUCCGGGGCUGCAGAGGCUGGCGCUGCUCAUUGUGGGGCCCUUCCUACUGCUCCUGGGGCUGUCUGGGGUGGUGAUACUCGUUAUCCACCGCAUUCUUUGGCGCCGUAUCAAGCAUCUGCCGUCCAUUGACGACGAGAAGGGAAACGCGGCUGACGCACUAAUUCCCACCAAUGUGGGCGACAGCACGCUGGCCGACCUAUUUGAUCACUCUUGCACAUCGGGCAGCGGUUCGGGUCUGCCCUUCUUAGUGCAGCGCACCGUGGCGCGCCAGAUUACCCUGGUGGACUGUGUCGGCAAGGGUCGGUUUGGAGAGGUGUGGAGGGGGCACUGGCAGGGUGAAAACGUCGCUGUGAAAAUAUUCUCAUCUCGCGACGAGCACUCCUGGGUCCGCGAAACCGAGAUCUACAACACGGUGUCACUUCGGCACGAAAACAUCCUUGGUUUCAUCGCAUCGGACAUGACAUCGCGCAACUCGAGCACGCAGCUGUGGCUGGUGACGCACUUCCACGAGACGGGGUCGCUGUACGACCACCUGCACGCGGCCACGCUCGACGCGGCCGCGUGCCUGCGCCUUGCGCUGUCGGCCGCCGCCGGGCUGGCGCACCUCCACGUUGAGAUCGUGGGCACGCAGGGCAAGCCAGGCAUUGCGCACCGUGACAUCAAGAGCAAGAACAUCCUUGUGAAAGACAAUGGCCAGUGCUGCAUCGCCGAUUUGGGGCUCGCUGUCAUGCACUCGCAGAUGACCAACAUGCUGGAUCUGGGGCAGAACCCACGCGUGGGCACCAAGCGCUACAUGGCACCCGAGCUGCUAGAUGACAGCAUCCAGGCCGAUUGCUUUGACUCGUUCAAGCGAGCUGAUGUCUGGGCGUUUGGCCUUGUCCUCUGGGAAAUCGCCCGGCGCACGGUCAAUAACGGUAUUGCUGAAGAGUACAAGGUCCCGUUCCAUGACAUUGUGCCAUGUGACCCCAGUUUUGAUGAAAUGCGAAAGCUGGUGUGUGUAGAUCAACAGCGACCCACAAUACCAAAUCGCUGGUUUUCUGACCCGAUGUUGGCAGCCUUAGCUCGGGUAAUGAAAGAGUGCUGGUAUCAGAAUCCAUCCGCCCGUCUCACUGGUCUGCGCAUAAAAAAGACCCUGGCUAAGAUUGACGGGCAACAGCACAAGAUCAAGGCGGAUUACUGAGCUUGUAAUGCUGAGUAUGAUUGGAGGGUGUGAAGAGACUUGAGCCUGGAAAAUGACUGAAGCAGUUGACUCAUUUCUAACAAAACUAAAAGUGUUGCUUCGUGGCAGCAGCAGUCUACAGUAUUACAUGUGUUGUUCCUCGUGUGUGUUCGAUAACACUAAUGUUGCUUGCUUCAUUGCAGAGUGAUAGAUGCAUGCUAAACAGAAGGACAUUGAAGUUUCGACAAGUAAACCAUGAUCAAGUGCUUAUUUUGUUAUAGCAUUGACUAAAUGCGAUGUCGCUAAAAAUGUCAACUAAUCCACGAUAUUAAAAUAAAAAGUUUCCUUUAAAAAGCACCAAAUAAUAAAAUAAAAACAUUGCUAUUUCUCAAUAGCGUUGAGAAUGGUAUUUCAUGCACAGAUGUAGACAAGGUUAAUCAAAUUAAGUAUUUUCAAAUGUCUAAUCAAGAGAAAAUAUUUGUGAAAAUAACAAGACGAAAUAAAUAAAUACUUCUUUUUAUGUUUAAUAAUACAUUUUACAAUAAAACCACGUUCUUUGCAAGGCCUUUACCAUGAAAAAGUGUAACAAAAAUUACUCUAAUCACAAGUCUGUCUUGGAUAAACACGAUGAGUGUUGUUGUUCAGGCUUUAGUUCACGAUUCAAGGUUUAAUCUUCCGACAUAAAAAAGGUGCCCGGUGCAUGUGGUUUUCAACACUGUGUAAAGAUUUAAUGUGAAAUGCACUUUGACAAAUCCAUUUCCUAAUGUAAUGCUGUCGUGUGAUUGUUCCAUAGUGGGUUUUAUUUCUUCUGAAGAUGUUGGCUUGUAAAUUGUUAUCAAUGAUCUUAAAUAUUGGAUUAUUGCAGAUCUAUUGUAAAAAAAAAUGUAUAGUUGUAUUUUUAUAAUAGCAUCUGUCGACAUGAAAAAAAUACAAAAAAAUCCACUUUGUCAAUCAUUCUACAUUUUAUCCACUUCUACAAACGUUCACGUACUUUUUUGAACUAUAUUUUUUAUAUUGCACUAAACUGGCCCAUAUUUGACGUGCCCCUCUCUACCUUCCUCACUUCAUGUCACGUACGUCAUUGUCGUAAGCACGUAAAACAGUGCAAAAAUUUAACGCGACAUGGCCAAAGAUAGCCAUGAAGCAACCACGUAACGUUGUACCAUAUCCAUGUUAUAUAUAAUAAAAUGCAAUAAAAUGUUUUACAUUUUGUGCGUGUUAUAUUCUGCAUGUUAGUAACAUGAAGAAUAUUCUGUAAAUUGUAUUAGCUAUUUUCACCUUGUGAUCAUAUCGCUUAUUUAUUUUUAAUAUUUACUUUUUAUUCUGUAAUUUUAAAUAUUUUUUUCAUUAUUGCUAAUAUUUUCACAAACUUGUUUGCUUUUAGGAUGCUUUCAUUCAAAGUAGAUGUCAAACAGAAACGGUAUACCGCAUUAAUACAAGUGUCAUGUUUUCUGUAUCAACCAUGCAAAGGUAUUAUGUAAUACAUUGGUAAUUGUGAACAUAUUCGAAAUGUAUUGUAUAAUUUACACUUUAAUAUUUUAACUAAAUACAAAAUUAUCACUGCAUACAAUUUUGUACUCAUGAUUUGUCAGUUUAAUUCAAAGUGUGAUAUUUUGAGGGCAGUAUUAAAGUGUUGACUCCUAAAAAUGGUUUUCAGUAC